Messenger RNA from Paramecium primaurelia, 4219 nucleotides. The record is from the annotation of a GenBank genome assembly. NCBI's taxonomy places the organism in Eukaryota, Ciliophora, Oligohymenophorea, Peniculida, Parameciidae.
AUGGGUGCAGCUUGUGCUAAUGCAAAAAUGAAUUAGACAGUUCCUUUAAUUAAAAUUACAAAUGGAGAAGAUUAAAUAGAAAAAAAAUAAGAAAGCCAGUAAUAAUAAUAAAGAAGUACAUCUUCUAGAGAACAAAAUAUUACUAAAUUAAGCACACUUUCAAAAUAAGUUUCAAACAUUUCUUCAGAUGGAGUUCCAGUAAGAAAGUAAACAACUUCAAGAAUGUCAAUUUCUGGUGAUGAUAGAGAGAAGAAACCUAAAGUUUAAGGUAAAAACUAAGGAUAAGAGUAAUUAUUAAAACAAAGAGAAUUUAUACUUGAGAAAUUUCUAAAUGAUAUUUAAUUGUUGGAUAAAUAAUUAAUGUCAGAUGUUAUAUAGAUGUUAAGAUUCUUUUUAUCUCAUUUAGAAUAAUCAAAUAUUUAUUGGACUAAGUAAUAUAUUCAAUAUAAUAUUAUUAGAGUGUGGUUAAUUAAUAAAAAUGAUUAUAGCAUUGUAGUAGGAUUUACCAAUAAUAUAGGUGAAUCUAGAAAAAUUAGAAUUUUGUAUACAAAAUAAAUUGAAUUAGUGGCAAAUCUACUGGACAACUAUUUGUUUUUUUAAUAAUUUGGAAGCUAUAAGAUACAUGAUUUCAGUUUCAGAUUAAACAAGAAACACAAUAAUUUCUAUGUAUUUUCUGAAUAAGAAUAUUGUGAUGUGUCAUUAGAGAAUAUAUAAUUGUAACCAGAAGAUAUUCAACCAUUAUUGGAAUAUCUCUUAAAUACUAUAUAAUAUAUGCAUCAAAAUUUCUAUGUUCAUUCAGGGUAAUUCAUAUUUGUAAUUAAGAAUUAAGCCAUCCAAUGUUUACAUGAUUUAUCAUAAAUAAAAGGUAUUUAAAUUAGACUUGAGUUUUUCCGCUUUCAGAUUCUCUAGAAGACUUAUCAAAAAUAAAAUCAAAGAUUUUAGAGCCAAUCUUGUUAAUGAUUUAGAAGAUAUUGCUAUUCUUAUAAUUAAUUCUUUUUAUAAAGGUUCUGAAAUUAGAUAAUAAUUAAAAUAAAAGAAUAUUGAUUUUGCAAAUAUAAUUGAAUCCCUUUAUUAAAAAUAGAAGAAUGUUAUUGAAUGUUACAUAAAAGAUAUUAUACUUUUAUUAUAUAGAAAUAGAUAAUAUCUAUAUGAUCUUAAAGCAUCUGAUUAUAUUUAAUUCUUGAAAUGCAAUACUACUCCUGAAUUAAAAGAUUUCAUUUAAGAUAUUCCAAUUAAUAAUAAUAAUAAUUUAAAAAAUGUAUUAUUUGAAUACUGUAAUAAUAAAGUAGUUUUUUAUCAUUUGAUAUCUACUAGAAAUUAAAAAUCAUACACAUAAUAUGAAUUAAUUGAUUAAAAUGGAUAAUAAAUUAAUAUUAUUAAUGGAACUGCUUAUAUAUAAGAUAAUAAAUUUUAUUUUGCUUUUGAAAAUAUGAUUGGAAUGAUAACUAUUAAACUUAGUUCUGAAUAACUUGAAGAUACUUUAGAAAUGUUAUAAAUAUCAUUAAGAUAAUAUUUGGCAACAAAAGAAUAAUAAAAGAAAGAAAGAAUUGAUUCUGCUUAAAAAAAUUAUUAAUUACAAUUAUAAAUCAAUUAACAUAGUCCUACAACUUAAAUUGAAGAUUAAUUUAAAUUUAGAGAUACUUCUCAAACAUAAAAAUAACCUAAUAAAAAUUUUCAUGAUAGAAUUUAUUUUACUCCUUAAAAUUUAUAAGAAAUAUUUAGUAUUAUUGAUACUGAAUAAAGAAAUUAUAUAACAGCUUAAUAAUUCUAUGAUUUCUUAUAAUAAUAAACAGAUUCAAUUGAUAAUUCAUUACUUUAAUAAUUAUUGUUUGAUAAGAUAUAAGAAAUUGUUUUAUUUUUUUCUGAUAAAAAUUUGACUUUUCAUGAAUUCCUAUAAAUAUUUUCUUUUAGAUCUAAAUAACAAUUACCUAUAUAUAAGAAAAUUGUUAAACCAUUAAAAUAAGCUUAAAAUGUAAAAUCAUUUACUAUUAUUAAUAAUACUGUUCAUUAUUAUGAUGGUUAAUAUUUAUAUAAUGAUGAAAAUUAAAUAGAAAUCUAAUAUGAUUUAAAAUAUCUUACUAAUAAUUAAAAUUAAUUAUUAAUUAUUGGUAUUUAAGAUAGUUGUCUAUUAAUUAAUACCUAAUAUAAUUCUAUAUAGACAGAUAUUAAAGUGAAAUCUGAUUUUGGAUUUUAUAAAUUCAAUGAUGUUUAUUUCAUUACAUAAUAAAAUGAACUUAUAUUGUAUUCUUUAAAAUAAAAAAAAAGUGUAAAAUUAAAUGUAAAUGGAAUUACAUCAUCAUGUAAUUUAAUUUAUCAUAAAUAUUUUAUUCUUUAUUUAUAAGAUUAAAAUGUUUUUAGAAUCUUUUUAUCUUAAGAUAAAUGGUGUAUAACAUCAUUUAAUGUAUUUGAAGUCUUAUAUGAACAUGGAAGAUUAGAUUAAAAAAUAAAAUUGAAAUAAAUAAGUACUAAAUAAAAUUCAAGUGAUGAAUUAAUUGGAUUAUAUUCUAUUAACAAAGUUCAUUAUCCUAUUACAAAUCAAACACCAUCAUUAUUUAGAAUAUUAUCUGUUUCAAAAGAAUAAUAGAAUUAUAUACUUAUAUAAAGAAUUGUACAUGUUGAAUUUGAAUCAUUUGAUGAAUGUUAUUAAGUAUGUAAAUAUUUAGAUCCAUAUUUAUUGGAUUUCUUUUUGAGUAUGGAAUAAUAUGAUGGAAAAUUAAGAUUAAAUUAUAUUAUAGAAAAUUGUGAUCUAAUUUAAAAAGAAGAUUGUAAUUUUAAGUUAAUUAAAAGAUGUGUUAAAAAAUUAAAUGAAUUAAGAUCUCAUGAUAUCUUUGUAUAAGAUAUGCAUCCAAAUAAUGUUUUUAUUACACCUAAUUCAAUUAUUUUUGCUUCUCUUAUUUAUAAGACCAAUAUUCCUAGCAUUUAUUAAGAAAAAUCAGUACCCUUUAUGUCUUCAUUAGAAUAUAUGGAACCUAAAUCAUUUUUAGCUUUUACUUAAAAUUUGACAUAAAAUUAGAUCUUUAUUAAUCCUAGUAAAGCUAAUAUUUAUAGUUUAGGAUUAAUAUUUUUAAGAUUACUAUCUAAUUAUCAAAUUAAAAAUACAAAAGAAUAAUAAUUUUAUUUGAUGGAAAUUAAUUUGGCUCUUUAAUAAUUUUAAUUCCCUAAUUUAAAACCAUUACUUGAAGAAAUGCUAAAAGAGAAUGAAGAAUAAAGAUAUGAUUCUUAUUAAUUAAUAUAAUUUAUUAGAAAAUAUUAAAAAUUAAAUUAAAAAGAAUUAUUCUUUACAUCACAACCAUUAUAAUUAUUAGAAUAAUAGCAGUAAACUUUAUAUGGGUAUUAAAACAACACAAUUUAUUAAUAUCAACAAGUAUUUAAAAUGUACAUGAAUAUUUUAUCUACUAAUUUAUAAGUAUUAUGUGUAUAAUCAAAUGAUGAAGGAUAAUUAAUUCUAUUGGCUAAAUAAUUAAAUUAAAAAACAUUCAAAUAUUUCUUGCUUUAUAUAACAUUAUCCUAAAAUCAAAAUGAAUAAUUUCAACAACAUUCAACCUUAAUUUUUGAAGAAUUAGUUAAUUUUUAAAAAUUUGCAGAAGAAGAAUAAGAAGAAUUUGAUAAUAAUAAUCAAUUAUAAAUUAUAUAACAGAAUUGCUAACAUAUAUAAUCACCUCAUGUUGUUACUAAAGAAGUGUAAGUUCCAAUAUUUGAUUUACAAAAUGUAAAUGAAUGUACAUAUUUGAUAAAUGGAGAAGAAUUAUAUUUUUUUGGUUUUGGAAUUACAAAUGAAAUAAGAUAAGUUGGAUCCAGAGAUUGUUUUGUAUAUAUGCCAAAAAGAAAUUUAUUUAAAAAAGUUGGGUAUAGAACAACAUAUUAUGCAGCUUAAGUGCUAGAUUUUGGAGAAUAUUGGUUGUUAUUAGAGAAAACUUCUAAUAAUAAUAAAAUUAGAAUUUAGUCAAUAACUAAGGCUUAAUUUUAAUGUACUGAAAGAUUAAUGAAAUUAAAAAAUAGUGAUCGAGUAUUUUAUUUUAAAUACUUAUAAAAUGUUAUUGCCAUCUCAAAUAACUUGUGUUGGUAUAUAAAUAUCGAAUAAUUUAAAGCAUUUUAAAUAUAAUGUGAUAAUAUACCAUAAUCAAUUAUCUCAAUGUAAAACACUUAAAACAAUACAAUAUUAACAUAGGAUGGAGUAUCAACAUUAUAAUUUGAUGGUAAUAUGUUAAAAGUAUAUUGA